AUGAUAAGAUAUAGGUGGCGGGACAACUCAUCGACUAUCUACAUCAAGAGAUCCAUCAUCUACCACAACGAAAUCAUCUACAUCCAUCGAGUAAGCAUAAAAAUGGUAGACCUACGUCCAGCGUCGAGUAACGCGGGUGGCGAAAAUAAGGUCAAGCUGGUGAGCAGGGCAGCAGUGAACAGACGCAUCUUGAAUGAACAAAGUUUUUUGGAUUUGCGGGGUGGAGACCGGUACUUGUUAGUCGAUUUUGUCUAGUGUAUUUUGGAUUUGGACCGACUUUAUAGGUAAAGCUCUGUGUACUACUCUAUGUAGGUAAACAAGCUCUAGUAUGUAGGUAAAGCUCUAUGUUUCGAGCCAUUCAUGAGACUUCCAACAUGCUUCUAUCUCAGAAACCUUCCCCUGGAUCCAUUUCAUGCUCUGUAUCCUCAUCAUGCUGUUUGUUUCCAUGAUAAUACAGGCGCGAUCAUGAUGUCCGGAACCCGAUUGACAGAAUGCCUCGUGCACGACCUGGUGGCGGUACUGAACUGAUAGCUAAGCUUUGUUUCCUUUUGCGUCUAAAUGAAAAAGUUUAGCAUUUACAUGGAACUUAUUUACUAUUUUUCUUCUCAUCUUCUUGUCUAGGACUUCUGUCUACCAGGAGAGUACGUAUUCUUCACUUCUGGUAACCAACUCAUCUUAUGCUUAAAUCCGAUGCUCCCUAACCCUACUAUAUCAAGUAUGUAUUCUUCACUUCUGCUCACCAAAGCAUGCCUCCUCAACCUACUUCCUGCAGACGGACCCGGUGGACGAAAAGGUGAAGUACGCGUGAACCUACUUCCCGCUAAGCGCUUUCAUGACGAUGCUCCUCGUGGACAGCAGCAGAACCAGAAGAAAAAUAAUAACAAGAGGCCUCCAAGUAAUCAUCAAGUGGUCCAAGUCAAUCACAAUAGGAGUCCAGUUGUCCUCGUAGAGAGUUCACCUUCCCAGCACCGUGGUAGGGACAAAGGCAGUCUCAGUCCGAAACAUCGCAUGUCCGCGAGUCCAGAUUCAUCCCCAGUAGCUAGAAGGAGGCCUCAGGUGUCUCGCUUUGACGAGGACAAGCGUGCUAAGCAGAACCAGAGCAGUCGUGAGAACAACGCCAAGACCUCCAAUGUCGUUGUUGAAAACAAAAAGAAGAAGCGUUUUCACAAUACUGAAGCAAGUCGUGGUGGUGAUUUUAAAAAUGUGGUGGUGGAGAACGCAACUACGAAAAAUGAUGAUAGCGCGGAGAAGAAGAAUGGAGGGGCAGCUAGAGUUUACAAUAACAAGCGAACUCUUCCUUCUAGCAGAGACGCAGGCGACCGUGACACUUCUAACGAUCCUACUAGGAGACAAGAUCGUGAUCAUGAUCAAGGUACAACAGCUGCUAAGAAGCGGAGAUAUGUCCCAGAUCCAAGUAGCAGUAGUACGCCAGCUAGUGCUUCUCCUUCUGCCUCGCCUUCUAGUAGUUAUUCCACUCCAGGAGGCAAUGAGCCUCCAGGUUGUAGCAAAAAGAGCAAGAGAAACUUUUGCAGCAGCGAGAGGAAACCAGCUCGAGUAGGAACACGAGCAGGGACACGAGGUCCGAUUAUUUUAAGGGUAGGUUAAAGGUGUUCUUGUUUUUACCGUUCGUUUUGCCUUCCUGAGAACAGUUAUACCGAAAGGCAGAUCACGAACGUUUUUUUAGCGUUCGUUUUGCCUUUCUGAAGGGGGAAAGGCUGAUCACGAACGGGGUAAACGAACACCAAAAACCUACUAGACUCUAAUUGUUUCCCCAGAUACCUCAUCUUCGUCGGAAGAAGACGAAGAUUCUCAGUCAGAGAACAAGCCAUCCUCCUCCUCCUCCGAACAAGAAGACCAACAGUCCUCUUCGGUAGAUGGUCCACCUUUGACAAAGAGAGCGAAGAAGAGUAGCCGUGCUUCUAAAAAGGAAGCAGACCACAGCACAAUCGCAGCGCCAGGAGUUGUUCUUACGUCGAGGAAAGGUCCUGAGAAUCAACAUCACCAGGUGGAACAACAUCACCAGGGUCAACAUUCCACUGGAGGAACAGCAGGAGUACCAGCAGCAGGAAGAGCCGCAACAAGAGCAGAAGAGAAAGAACAACGUGAUGAUGGUACUUCUAGGAUGAACAGAACUCGUUCCGGAUCAGUCCCGUCUGAAAGCAAUGCACCGAGAGGCAGUGUUUCACCCCACAGGAAGGCUACAGCGACGUCUAACGAAAUCGCAGAUGAAGAGAGUCAAAUGAUCAAGUCUUCUACUCUAAAGCUUAACAACAACAGUACUACUGCAGGAGCGGCUAAGAAUGGCGCACGUGGUCGUAGAAGUGAGCAAGAAUCCUCAUCGUCAGAGGAUGACUCCGACAGCAACUACUAUGGCCGUCGUAUCGAGUCGUCUAGUUCGAGGAGUAAGGGAGGACGGUCGAAGAAGAAGGAUGCAGAUGAGCCAGACGCUUUCAGGAGAAACGAUACAACUGCUACAAGGAGGUCACCACCAAGACCUACAGGAGCGAGGAAUACGAAUACAACCGGACGAACCUCUUAUCCUACCAGAGACAGGGAACUCUCUAGACCUAGUAGAGACCUGUCUCGACCGAGAGAACUCUCCAAACCUACAGAACAACAUACUAGGCCAGGUCCACAUAAGGGGACAUCAAAAGGAGGAGGAGGUGGCACUAGCCGUUUCAAUGAUGAGCAUUAUUCGACGCGCUCAGGCGUGGGCGGGAAACAAGGAGCAAAAGGUGGUGGUGGCAGCAGCAUGAAUAAUGCUUUCUCAACAUCUUCAAGAUAUGCCAACAACAACAACAAUGGUGACCACUAUGGUCCUCGAGGAACUACUAGGCCUCAUUCUAGAGAGAGAAAUGCGAGGACCACGACGACGACGACGACAAAUAGUAGGUACAAUAACAAUGCGAAUACUACUUCUUCUAGAGGUCCACGGGAAAAUUAUAGGGGCGCCCCAAGUAGAAAUGAUUCUCGAGGAAGAAACACUGUUCGCGGAGGCAAGGACAACAGAGGUCCUCCCAGUAGUAGAAAUGGAGGAGCCACUAUGACAGAUUGGGUUGGGCCUGGAGGAGGAUGGCAACCUAAAGGUGGACACCAAAGGCAACGAAAUGCUAAGGAUGAAGAUGGAAGGGAUGCAGAUGAUGAUCGAAAUGGAGAUAGAGAAGACGAAAACAAGUCACAAGCAGCUCAAGCACAAGGAGUGGUAAAGAAAAUGAAGCCUCAAAGGGUGUUUAAUCCAGCACUCUCUGCUCCGGAAGGAAGUAGAUCCUCGAAAAACACUUCCUCAAAAAAUCGGGAGCACCCUGAUGGAAAUGUAGAUGAAGAUGUGCUCUCGUCCAGUGAGGAAGGCUAAGAUGAAGUUACCUCACACAUUCAAAGAAGAUCAUUAUCAAUACUAUGAUUUCCUAUCGCAGCUUCGAUGAAGUAGACACCGGAAUGUUCGAAUACAGAUAUUUUCCCAGAAGUGAGUCUCUUUCCCCCACAAAUGAUGAAUACUCUCACCCCAUAUGUUGAACCUCUCCCAUGUUGACCACCGGAAUCUAUUCUCCAUCAUCGAUGACACCACGACGUUGAAAUCAAAUGAGUCCUCCUGACCCAAUUGAGAUUUUUUUUUCAGCAUACGCCCACUAUCCAUGUGGUUAAUAUGUCGAUCGCUUUUUUGUCAGCAUGUGUCGGCG
Molecule: messenger RNA, 3677 nt
Organism: Amoebophrya sp. A25
Lineage: Eukaryota; Dinophyceae; Syndiniales; Amoebophryaceae
Source: the annotation of a GenBank genome assembly